AUGUUAUCUAUUCCUAUAAUACAAAUAGAUUCUAAAAAAGCUCAUAAACUAGAUAUAUUUAUUGCUCUGCGUAAGAUUUAUUAUCAACCUAAUGGCUAUCAAAAAACUGUAAAAAAAUUAUAUGAAGCUUCUUUAAAAGCUGGGUAUAAUUUUUCUAUUGAUGAAGUAUAUGAUUGGCUUGAAAAACAGGCUUUGCAUCAGAUUCAUAAGCCUAGACCAAAGUUUAUUCAGCAUGCCUCCUUUAAUAAUAUACAAAUUUUAAAUAAAGUACACCAAUCUGAUACUACACCUAUGCUUCAUAAUAAAGUUGGCAAUCGGAUUUACAAGUAUAGAGGCGUAAUAAAAGAUAUUGCAACCAGAUAUCGAUGUAGUUUCGCUUUAACUGAUAAAACAGCAUCACAAAUGGCUAGAGUGAUUAAGAAAAUUUAUAAUGAUUCGAAAUGCCCACUUAGCUGGCCAAAACUUUUAAUCCUAGACAAAGGAUCUGAAUAUAUGGGUGAGUGUAGAGAUUUAUUGCUUGAGUAUGGCGUAAAAAUUCAGUAUGCUAAAUCUAAGGAAGGCAAUGCUAUAGCAGAGUGCGAUCACCAGGAAUUUGAAAAGCAUUCUUUUAUUCAACAAGAUGCUAAAGAUUUACUGUUACCUUUAUCAGAACGUUCUAGAGACUGGGUUAGAAGCCUUCAUAUUAAUGAUAAUAAUUUUAAUAGUGCCUCUACUCGGUUAAUAGGUAUGUCUUCUAACGAAGCUGUAGAAAAGGCAUUAAAAGAAAAGAAGAUAAUUGCUAAGCCAACUAUAAAACACAAAAGGCCUAUCAGAUAUAAUGAACCUUGUUUAUCCUAUUAUGAUAUGGUGAGAUAUCUUCUUAAACCUGAUGAACUAGAACAUGGUCCUGCUAGAAGACGAAUUACUGACAUGAACUGGAGUCCUAAGCUAGAAGAUGAAAAUGGUAAUGGUCCAGAAAGAUCUUUUGUAAGAGAGCAGCUUCAAAUUAUAAAAGAUGUUGAAUACCCACCCCAAUGGGUGCUUACGAAUUAA
This is a messenger RNA of Cetraspora pellucida, 1032 nucleotides long. The record is from the annotation of a GenBank genome assembly. NCBI's taxonomy places the organism in Eukaryota, Fungi, Glomeromycota, Glomeromycetes, Diversisporales, Gigasporaceae.